AGCCAGCAAAAACUCCGGCAUCCCCCAAGCCAGUUUCUGUAAAAGUGGCAGCACCAGACUGGUCAAAGAAGGGUGCACAUGUGAAAGAAUCUGAAACACAUAAAAAAGAAAAGCCAAUAGAAAUAGCCAAAGUGCCAAAGAAACAUGUCCAUGUAAAGAAAUCUGAACCAGACAAGAAAGAAAAGUCAAUAGAAAUAGCCAAGCUGCCAAAGAAGGCUGUGUAUGCAAACAAAACUGGUAAGACCUAAGA
Messenger RNA from Protobothrops mucrosquamatus (brown spotted pit viper), 250 nucleotides. RefSeq names its product triadin. The record is from RefSeq and is a predicted model, not a curated record. Gene Ontology annotation, molecular function: signaling receptor binding. NCBI's taxonomy places the organism in Eukaryota, Metazoa, Chordata, Lepidosauria, Squamata, Viperidae. Gene Ontology annotation, cellular component: sarcoplasmic reticulum; membrane.